Molecule: messenger RNA, 1773 nt
Organism: Vanderwaltozyma polyspora DSM 70294
Lineage: Eukaryota; Fungi; Ascomycota; Saccharomycetes; Saccharomycetales; Saccharomycetaceae
Gene: STI1
Product: Hsp90 cochaperone STI1
Exons: 1
Coding region: 1-1773 (590 amino acids)
Molecular function (GO): Hsp90 protein binding
Source: RefSeq, a predicted model, not a curated record
AUGUCUUUAUCUGCUGAUGAAUAUAAGCAACAAGGUAAUGCUGCCUUUGUAGCUAAGGAUUAUGACAAGGCCAUUGAUUUGUUUAGUAAGGCCAUUGAUGUUUCUGAACAACCAAACCAUGUUUUGUACUCCAACAGAUCAGCUUGUUAUACUUCUUUGAAGAAGUUUGUUAAUGCGUUGAAAGAUGCUGAAGAAUGUGUCAAGAUCAAUCCAAGUUGGUCUAAGGGUUAUAACAGAGUUGGUGCUGCCCAUUUUGGUAUGGGUGAUUUAGAUGAGGCCGAGGCUGGUUAUAAGAAGGCUUUGGAGUUGGAUGCUUCUAACAAGGCUGCUCAAGAAGGUUUGGAACAGGUCCAUAGAACUCAGGAAUCCAGAAGGGGUAUGCCAGAUAUGGGUUUGACUCAGAUGUUUAAUGAUCCAAAUUUGAUUGAGAACUUGAAGAAAAAUCCAAAGACCGCAGAAAUGAUGAAGGAUCCUCAAUUAGUUGCAAAAUUGAUCCAGUACAGAUCUAACCCUCAAGCUAUCAGUCAAGAUUUGUUCACCGAUCCAAGAUUGAUGACUAUCAUGGCUACUUUGAUGGGUGUCGAUUUGAAUAUCGGUGAUUUGAACUCUUCUAACUCUAUGCCUUCACAACAAGCUGAUGCUACUGCUCCAGCUGCCACUCCAGCUGCUGAAAAAGAGCCAAAGAAGGAAGAAACUCCGGUUAAGAAGGAGGAACCUGUUGUCCAAGCUGAUGAGCCAGAACAAAUGGAUGUUGACUCAAAUGAAGAUGAAAACGCCAAAAAAAGAGCAGAAGCUGCCAAAGCUGAAGGUAACAAACUAUACAAAGCUCGUCAAUUCGAUGAAGCCGUUGCUAAAUAUAACGAAGCUUGGGAAGCUCACAAUGACAUCACUUACUUGAACAACCGUUCUGCUGCUGAGUUCGAAAAGGGUGACUAUGAAACCUCAAUCAAAACUUUAGAAGAAGCUGUUGAAAAAGGUAGAGAAAUGAGAGCAGACUAUAAAGUUAUCGCCAAAUCCUUUGCUCGUAUGGGUAAUUGCUACACCAAAUUAAAUGAUUUGAAGAAAGCUAUUGAUUUCUACAAGAAAUCUUUGACCGAACAUAGAACUCCAGAAAUUUUGUCAAAGUUAAGAGCUGCUGAAAAGCAAGUUAAAAUUCAAGAAGCUGAAGACUACAUCAAUCCAGAAAAGGCUGAAGAGGCUCGUCUAGAAGGUAAAGAUUACUUUACAAAGGGUGACUGGCCAAAUGCUGUUAAAGCUUACACUGAAAUGAUCAAGAGAGCUCCAGAAGAUGCUAGAGGUUACUCCAAUAGAGCUGCUGUCUUAUCAAAGUUGAUGUCCUUCCCAGAAGCCAUCGACGAUUGUAACAAAGCUAUUGAAAAAGAUCCAAACUUUGUAAGAGCAUACAUCAGAAAAGCUACUGCCCAAAUUGCUGUCAGAGAAUUCUCCUCUGCUUUGGAAACUUUAGAUGCUGCUCGUAGUAAGGAUGCUGAAGUAAACAAAAGUGCCAACACAAGAGAAAUCGACCAACUAUACAUCAAAGCAUCUCAACAAAGAUUCCAACCUAAUGACAGUAAUGAAUCUCCAGAACAAACAUAUGAAAGAGCUAUGAAAGAUCCUGAAGUUGCUGCCAUCAUGCAAGAUCCAGUGAUGCAAUCUAUCUUACAACAAGCUCAACAAAACCCUGCUGCAUUACAAGAGCAUAUGAAGAAUCCUGAAAUUUUCAAGAAGAUUCAAACUUUGAUUGCUUCUGGUAUCAUCCGUACAGGUCGCUAA